Messenger RNA from Corticium candelabrum, 4601 nucleotides. RefSeq names its product terminal uridylyltransferase 4-like. Gene Ontology annotation, molecular function: RNA uridylyltransferase activity; zinc ion binding; nucleic acid binding. The transcript has 27 exons. Bases 55 to 4440 code for a protein of 1461 amino acids. NCBI's taxonomy places the organism in Eukaryota, Metazoa, Porifera, Homoscleromorpha, Homosclerophorida, Plakinidae. The record is from RefSeq and is a predicted model, not a curated record.
UUUGUCUGGCGCCUUCAAAUUGCGCAGUACAGAGACGACGGAUAGCUUGCGCUCAUGGCUGACGGUCCUCCUUCGCAGGGCAAACAAAAGCGGCGAGCAGUUUGCAAGGAUUCGGCCGCGAGAGCGCCAGAGAAAUCGAAAUCGAAACAAAUUCGAGAUCGACAGCCGCACGACGCUCACACUCACGGCGAAUCUCACGCUCAACAAAGUGGCGACGUAAAUUCACACGCAGGUGAGAAGAAAAGGAAGAAAAAACAAGCAAAAUCAUCAGCCGCACCCAACACCGGGAGGUCACGUGAGGUGCAUGAAGAGGUUGCAUGUGCAGCAGACGGGUCAGUGAGCAGAGUAGAACGAGAAGCGGACAGAUUUAAGGGUCGGAAAGGACACGAUGUACGAUCGGACGAAAAACGAGAUGCAAAACAGGAUGUCUCGAACUUGGGUGUGAGUAGGGCGAUGCAAUUCCGGAAGUUGAGUGAAACACCUUUGAGAGGUGAGAAGCAGCAGGCCAGGAGAGGAAAGGAUGCGAGGAUAAGAUCAAGCCAAGUGUCAAAGAGACAGGAAAGCGAGGGUCGGUAUUGUGGAAGAGGCACAGGUGAGGAAGAGAGCGGAAAACAGAGACGGGAGGUUACAGAGAGCGAUCUGGCGGAGCGAGAGUUUAUAUUGCGUAUUCCGGAUGAUUCGAGAUCUAUGAAGUUUCCUGAUGACGAGUUCUAUUGUCGAGCUUGUAACGUGCACUUGCGGACUAUUGGAUCAGCAAGACAUCACAUCCUAAUAAACAAACACAGAAACAAUGCUAGAUCAAGAGCAGAAAUCCUUGCUCUCAAGGAUCUACCCAAUCCAACCAAAGCUCAUCUACAAUCUCUAACACGUCUGCUGACUCAAGUCUAUCAUGAGUGUGGCCUCUAUAGCACAGACGACGUAGCAACGCGACAAACUGUUUACGAACAGUUUGCCACCAUAACAAAGCACGCUAAUCCUGGCAAGCAAUCAGUCUCUUUAAAUACAUCUAAUCUCUAUCUCAAAUGGUGUUUCUUAGAUUUUCAAGUGAGACUCUAUGGUUCGUCAGUGAACGGAUUUGGCAUGAGAGACAGCGACGUGAAUAUGUUCGCACAGAUAGCGAAAGACAGUCUAGACGAUAUCCCUACUGUUCUCAAAGAGAUCUUGCUUGUAAUCGAGGAUCAUACCGAUUUGUAUGGUGAUAUUCAAGCGAAGUUUGAUCAGCCGUUUCCGGUUAUUACGUUUGUGCAUCGUCAGAGCUGUUUAUUGUGCGAGGUCUGUGCAGGGCACGAGAGAAAGUCAAUUCUCACUGCCACUCUACUGCAUCACUAUGCCUGUCUCGAUGAUCGAGCAGCCAUUCUGGGUGUUUGUUUAAGGAAAUGGGGCCAGUUUUGUCAUCUUGACAAUCCAGCUCUUGGAACCCUUCCAGCUGUGGCAUUUCCAUUGAUUGUCAUUUACUAUCUACAACAAGUCGAGCCGCCAGUGUUGCCGGUCUUACAGGAGAGUACAAACAAGACAGAAGUGGCAUGUUUAACUGAAGUCAGAGUGGACAUUGAUGGUGAUGAUGGAAACGGAGACGAAAAAGGAAACGAUGAAGAGGAGGAGGAAGUGGAAGAAAUAAAUGAUAACCUAACGAUAGAUGACAUUCAGGCAUUGAAACCGGAAGACUGGAAGUCUGAGAACAAGGAAUGUGUGGGCAGUCUGUGGCUGAAAAUGCUGAAGUUUUAUGUUGUUGAUAACGACAUAGAACAGAUGCUUGUUUGCAUUAGCAAACGAGGAGUAGUUCCUAGAAAAUCUUUUGGAAUGCCACAUCGACGGUUAGCAAUUCUAGAGCCAUUGAUACCCAAAAAGAACGUAGCAAGUGGCCUAAACAGUCAGGCUGUAUUUAAUUUCUUCAUGGUGAGACUCCGACAGUGUCUUCUCUACUUCAACAAUGUAUCAGAUAAGACGAAAGAUGCUAAGUCGAGGACAACAACGUUAGUUGCUUCUUGUAAAGAUGAUGACAGCAAGCUCGAUCUGUUCGUCAGUCAAGUUGUGGAUAAUGCAAUCCAGGCAGCUCUGAAAUCCCUCGGUGACCCAUCUACUAUCAUAAUUCAAACAACAGAAACAGACGGCUCGUCAUGGAAUGCAAAAGACGUGUCAGUGUCUUUGAAGUUUAAUGCUUUGGUUCUGUAUGAUAAAAACAGGCCAUUGCCCGAGUGGUGCUGCUUGUGCAAACAGGAUGGCCACGUGUCAGUGAAUUGUACUGACGAGAGUUUUCCUAAACUCGACUCGUUACCAGAGUUGACAAAGCAGUCGAGAACAUUGCUGGACCGUGUGUGCUUAGAUGUGAAACGUGAUUUGGCUGCAACGAAGAAGGAGGAAGCAGAAAGAAGCUCCGUAUUGCAACAAAUACAUAGAUUUGUUCAACAGGCGUAUCCAGGUUGUGAUCUUACUCUGUUUGGUUCAUCUGAGAAUGGGUUUGGAUUUCGCAACAGUGACAUGGACAUCUGUUUGACUCAUCCAGAAAAGACUUUAGAUGCAGUUGAAGUGGUCACUAAGUUAGCAAAACGAAUGAAAGCCGCAGAUGGCGAAUAUCAACAAGUGAAGGCUAUUUCGUCUGCCAAAGUUCCCAUAGUGAAAUUUGUUCAUGUUGCAAGUCGUAUGGAAGGUGACAUAUCGUUGGACAACAUUUUGGCACAACGGAAUACUCGGAUGUUGCGGUUCUACUCUGAGCUUGAUGAUCGAGUAAAAACCCUAGGAUAUGUGAUCAAAUGUUUUGCAAAGAUUGCUGACAUUGGUGAUGCAGCUCGAGGAAGCCUCUCGUCGUAUGCGUAUAUUCUAAUGCUGAUUUAUUAUCUACAGCACACGAGUCCUCCCGUCAUUCCCUGUUUACAAGAGAUUUAUGAGGGAGAGGAGCCGUAUGAUGAAUGCGAAGGCUGGAACUGCUACUACUGCUCUGAUAAAUCGAUGAUCAAACGGCGAUGGGGAGAAACAGAAAACAGACAGACUGAAGGAGAGUUAUGGCUGGGGUUGAUCAGGUUUUACACGGAGAAAUUUGACUUUAGCAAGCAGGUUGUUUGUCCUCGACGGUUGGAACCACUUACAAAGUUUGACAAAUCUUGGACUGGAAGACCAAUGGCUAUUGAAGAUCCUUUCAAGCUGAGUCACAACUUGGCAUCUGGUGUGGGAAGAAAAAUGAAGAAAUUUAUCAUCGAAUGCUUUAUGUUAGCAAGACUUAAGUUUGGAUUACCAAAUCACAUUAACGGACCCAACCUUGCUGCCAUUUACUUCGACCGGCGUGCUAUAACACCACGUUAUCUUGCUCCAAGUGAUGGAAGCUGCAGGAAUUGCGGAGAGUUUGGCCACUUUGCUAAAGACUGUCACAACCAAGGUGGCAAGUCUAAAGGGAUGGGGAUGCUACGACAUGCAGUGAAAUAUGAACACCUCCAAAGACAAUGUGCGUCAUCUUUCUCAAAUCAUUAUUCUCUUCGAGAUAGCCAGACAAUGAAGCCUCGCAAGGCGGCACUAACAACAGUCACUCAUCUUCCUGCACAGUCGCCCUCAGUCUUAAUGCAACAACAACAACAACAACAACAACAACAACAACAACAGCAACAUCAACAUCAUCAUCAUCAACAACAGCAACAUCAACAUCAUCAUCAUCAACAACAGCAACAUCAUUAUCAACAACAACAACAACAAGAACAACAACAAGCUAUUGCUCGGGCAGAUACUUCUAAGUUGUUUCUUCAACAGCCUUUGUCUUUUAAUUCACAGACAGUUGCGUCAACUAUUGCACAACAGCCCGUUUCUCUUGCUAGUCAUCAUCCUGUCGCAUCCAGCCACGCUCCACACGUUCCCUUUCCCACACGUCAAACCCAACAGAUGGCGAGUCGUCCACAUUUGUUAGGCAUUUCACAGCAAGCAGUGCCAUCCCAACCAUCAGGUUGUGUUACACCAAUGACUGCUACAACCCAAACUGUGGGUAUGCCAGCCACUUGUAUGUUACCACAACAACAGCAGCCAGUGAUGGUUAGUCGGCUUGCUCAACAUCAGCAAGCGUGCACGGCUUCCGGUUCUCCACAAGCAUCUGGUCGUAUUUUAUCCCACCAACCCGGUAAUCCCCUACCUGGCUUACCCACAGCAGCACCACUAGUGACUGAUAGUAAUGCACAACACCGCCACUUCAUUGAUUUUAAUUACUGGAUUGCGUCUUAUGAGCAAAAGCUUGUGGCUUUGCAAGUUGAAGAGAAUCGGUUAACACAAAUGCAUGGAGAUCCACAACAGGAGUACUAUUUGCAAUUUAUUCGUUCUUGGCAGGAGUACUGGAAGCGAUGCAUCAGUUCGUGUCACCAGGAAAUUCAGUUGCUGCAAGCUCGACGCAACGGCUCUAAUCCUGGAUCCCCUGUUCACGUUGGACUCCCGAGACUACCUAGCACAGAAUUUGGUCAGAAACAGUAGCACAUUAUGUUGCCCAGUAGUCGUACGCGAUUUUAAACAUUCCAGUGAAAACAAUGUAACAGUAUGUUAGAGUAGGUGGCAUAGUGUCUUGACACUGGAUCAUUUAUUUCUGUCAUUUUACAAGCUGAUGCAAAAAUAGUCAAAUCUAUUGAACGUUUAAA